Molecule: messenger RNA, 2449 nt
Organism: Myripristis murdjan (pinecone soldierfish)
Lineage: Eukaryota; Metazoa; Chordata; Actinopteri; Holocentriformes; Holocentridae
Gene: cfdp1
Product: craniofacial development protein 1
Exons: 7
Coding region: 291-1211 (306 amino acids)
Cellular component (GO): Swr1 complex
Source: RefSeq, a predicted model, not a curated record
GCAGCAGAAGGAGGAGGAGGAGGAGGAGGAGGCACAAAAAGCGAACCGUAAAAAACGGAGAGCAGUGUUAGUUUGGCCGCGCGGGCUUACCGUCGUCGCGGCAGGAAGUGCAGCUCCCAGCGCCGCGCUCACGCACAAUAACAAAGGCUGCUGAGCCGCUCCACGCGCCUCGCGCUGAAUCUACCUGAAGCUCAGAGACACCGACAGCCGCAGGUUCACUGAGGAGCGGACACACCUGCCGGCUGGCCACAGCAGCGCACCUGUCCGGCGGAGCAGCGGGAGGCAGCGACAUGACGAGCUACUCGGAUUACGACUCUGACGGCUACUCGUCUAACGAGGACGCAGAUUACGUCCCUUCAGACGAUAACCUCAGUGAGGACGACAUAAACGAGUGCGAGAGGGAGGAGCCUCUGGACGAGAGCGAGGAGGUGCCGCACGCUGAAGAUGCUGGCAAACAGAGGAAGAAGAGGAAGGGGAAGGAGCUCAGCGUGAGAAAGAGGAAAAAAGGCGUUCUGAAGGUCGAGGAGGGGCAGGAGCCUGAUGGAGUCCAGGAGGAGAAACCCCAGGAGGAGUUUGAGGAGGCGCACAGAACCAAGGUGGCAGAGGAGGAUGACGAUGAGAGGAAGAAGAAGAAGGCAGAUGAUCUGUGGGCCAGUUUCCUGAGUGACGUUGGAUCCAGACCCAAAGCCUCCACACCUGCCCCGCCGGCGAGCAGCACGCUGAAGGCUGACUCCUCAGUAUCAAAGGUUUCUCCGUCAUGUGCAGAAGCUAAAGCGUCAGAACCCACGACAGUCACCAUCACUAAGGUCUUCGACUUUGCUGGUGAAGAAGUUCGGGUGACGAAGGAGGUGUCGGCAGACUCCAGAGAGGCAAAGGGUUUCCUGAAGAGCCAGACGGCCGAGCAGGAGGAGCAGAGAGAGGAGAGCUCCUCGUCUCCCGGAGCGCUGCUGCCAGGCCCCAGUGCCAAGCGGCCCAGCGGUGUGUCCAGCCUCCUGAGUCGCAUCGGAGGGAAGAAGCAGAAGAUGAGCACGCUGGAGAAAUCCAAGAUGGACUGGGACGCCUUCAAGACGGAGGAGGGCAUCAACGACGAGCUGGCCAUCCACAACAGAGGGAAAGAUGGGUACAUGGAGCGAAAGAACUUCUUGGAGCGCGUUGACCACCGACAGUUUGAGUUGGAAAAAGCGGUGCGGCUCAGCAACAUGAAACGAUGACACACAAAACUGACAGAGCCCCACACACACACUCACACACACUCACACAGACUGAAGCAGAUGUUUUGACUUCCUAUCACUCUUCCUCUAAUAACAGAGUUGUUCCAACUCACCGUGUGCUUCACUGUUUCUGGACGGUGAUAUAUAUAUAUUUACAGCGCGAGGUUGUGUAAUGGUGUGUGUGUGUGUGCGUGUGCGUGUGUGUGAUAGCCAGCCAGAGGUGAACUCUUUGGUCAGCCUGGCUCUGUGCUUGGACAUCUUCACCCUCUGAAUGCAGCUGCUGUUCUUCUUGGAUUCAAGCUGCUCAGAGCAGAUUUGUUGUUGUUUUUUUUUUUCCAAAUUUGACCAUUUUUAUGUCAGAAUCAUUCCAAAUACUCUCCGUUUUUGCCCCACAGCCGUAUUCUCCUGUGAGUAAGCCGCUCAAACAAGAUCCAGACCGCCUGUGUAGUGUUGAUAAUGAAUGAAUAUCCAUCAUGUACACCUGGUACACCUGUUAAUAAGAUAUAUGUCCCAGUAUGAGCACCAGACAUCAGCCUCAGACCAGCUGUUUGGGUGUCAUUGGUCUCGUCAUGGUCCUCAUCAGCUGACCGGAGCUCCUCUGGAUGAUAAUCCACUCGCUUGACGUCAUUUGGGGAAAAGCAAAAGCAGAACACAAACAAGUGCCGGUACCCAUUUUUUGAGGAAAUUAAGCGUCACUUUUCUUAUUUUCCUACUUGAACUGGAAAGUAGAUCCGGCUGAUCGCGUCUGCAGGAAACUUGUGCUUAGAACUAGGAAGAAUCCACCUGAUAGUUCUUCACAAAUAAUUGUAAAAAAAAAUGGGUACCAGGACUUGUUAUUUCUUAUAUUGGCAUAAUCCACUGUGCUGAUGUUUGUUUAUGUGCUAAAGCUUUUAGUUUGGGAGCUGUUUUACAAUGGAAGCGAGUAGAAAUCCAGUAUUUUAGAUUAUCAGCUAGAGGAGCUCAGAGCAGCUGAUGAGGAGGUUUCAGCUCCAUGUGGAACCAGACAACAGCUCGGCUCGGCCCGGCCCCGCCCAGCUCUGCCUGCUGACUUCCUGUACAAACGGAGGACAGAAGAAAAGCAGUAAGGACAUAAAGGAGGGGGAAGGAGGCCAAGGCAAAGGUGGAAAUAAAAGAAGUUUGGGUUGUUUUUGUUGGAAUGUGGUGUCUAAGUGCAGUUCCCCGUUUCUACAUGUGAACUUAAUAUUCAAUAAAGAGCAACACUGACACUCCGACUCUGA